Messenger RNA from Aplosporella prunicola CBS 121167, 854 nucleotides. RefSeq lists its product as uncharacterized. The transcript has a single exon. The record is from RefSeq and is a predicted model, not a curated record. The coding region runs from base 231 to 722 and encodes 163 amino acids. Lineage: Eukaryota; Fungi; Ascomycota; Dothideomycetes; Botryosphaeriales; Aplosporellaceae.
ACGACUUGCUUCGGCGUUUCGGCGCGCGCUCGCUGUGCUGCUGCGUGGAAGGAAACAAGCUGCUUCGUCACCGCCUACCCACCCGCUCGCGCUUACCUACUCACACCGACGGGAUUACGAAUGAUGACAGGGGCGUCGUCUGCCCGUUUUCGCUGCUUUUGUAUGUACGUAGACGUCCCCUCUCGGUGGUGCUUAGGAAUUCUUCCGCGGCCGUUUCUUCACGCCCUGACAUGCGCGACAGGUAUGUAGGGCAAGCUGCAGGGCCCGUCACACCGAACGGUGCGCAUCGGCGACAAGCCGCGGGCGGCUCUGUGGCUGCUGUGAUGAGGUCAGCGCAGAUGUGGGGCUUAGGCAGGUUGCUUUUGCCUGUUUGCUGCCUAUCUGCGUUCGCGGGGGGCUUAGCGAGCUGCUGUGCAGGUGAAUAUUACCUAUUUCUGCGUCUGCACACCUGCGGCCGGCCUCUGCAUCAUGCUUCAGGCGUGCAGUCAGGCACGAGAAUGAGUGCGGCUUAUGCGUCUUGGCGAUGGACUGGAGAUGGUGCUUGCGGGGCUGGCUGGCUUCCGCGGAGCUCGCCCAGACGCACGUCUGGAGCCUCUACCUCGCCGAGACUGUUGGGCCAUGUCGUUCGCCCAUCUAAGUCGAUUUGCUUUUGUUUCGAAUGCCUUUUCGCCUUGCCGGUUCAAGUGGCACUCACUUACGCGGCCCUGACCUACAGCACCUAGUCUCAUCCAGCAGGAUUCGACCUCCUUGCCACCGACCGCAUCAAAGCCUUGUCCAGGCCAAUGCAUCAUUGGUCGUCGCCCUUGUCGCUCCUCAACAGUAUACCACAUUCGCUACAUCGUACGACAUACCGC